AUGGUCAACAGAUUCAAGAUUGGCAAAAACAAAAAGGCCGCCAAGGCUCAAAAAACAAAGGUGCCGCCCAAGGCUCUUCCAGUGACUCUACUCUCUGGUUUCCUGGGAUCUGGUAAAACAACUCUUCUGCAACACAUCCUCAGGAGCAACCACGGCCUUCGCAUCGCCGUCGUCGUCAACGACAUUGGCGCCAUCAAUGUCGACGCUUCUCUGAUCAAACAAACCCACCGCCUCACAAAAACAAACGAAAAAGUCAUUGCCCUGCAAAAUGGCUGCAUCUGCUGCACCCUUCGCGGCGACCUGCUCGAGGAGCUCGUCCGUCUCGCCCAGCUACAGAGCUUCGACUACAUCAUCAUUGAGAGCAGCGGGAUCAGCGAGCCCGAGCAGGUGGCCGAGACAUUUGACAACAGGCUUGCAGAACAGAUGAGCCAGCUCGUGGACGAGGGUGGCGAGGGCCUCGACGAUGAUAUGAUGAAGGUGCUCGAGCAGCUAAAGGAAGCUGGAGGCCUGGAAAAGUUUGCCAAGCUGGACACCACAGUUACCGUUAUUGACACUUUCACCAUGCUGCACGACUUUGACACUGCAGAUCUCAUCUCGGCUCGUCGCGAUGAUGUGACCCCCGAAGAUGAGCGCACAGUCUCCGACCUGAUGGUCGACCAGAUUGAGUUUGCCGAUAUCAUCAUUCUCAAUAAAAUUGACAUGGUUGCGAAGGAGACAAGAACCCGCAUCGUGGACCUCGUCAAGAAGCUCAACCACCGCGCCAAGAUUAUAGAGGCCAACUAUGGCAAGGUCGACGUCAAGCAGCUCGUCAACACCGGUCUUUUCAAAAUGGACGUUGCUCAGACUGGUUACGGCUGGCUGCAGGACCUGCACGCCAUGACGGUCCGCGAGGUCAACGGCAAGAAGGUUGUCACCCCCAAACCCGAAACGGAAGAAUACAACGUCCAGAGCUUCAUCUACUCACGCCAUCGCCCCUUUCACCCCCGCCGCUUGUUUGCGCUUCUAUACGACAAAUUUAUCCUGCAGCUUGAGCAGCCCGAGGAUGACGAAGAGGAAGAUGAUGACGACGACGAUGAAGAUGAAGAUGAGGAGAUGGAGGACGUCGAGCAGGACGAUGCUCAGAGCGUCGGGUCCUCCAACAACUCCGCCAAAGAAGGCUCUGCGUACUCUGCAGGCAGCUCGAAUUCGACCGCCCACACCGUUCCCUCCCCGCGUCCUUCAGAGAAGAAACUGCACUCCACAACCCAGAAAACAGCCACCGCCGCAAUCGGCAGCACAGCAGAGGACACCAUGGCCGUCGACCCGCUCGACAUGCCUCCCAACGAUGAGAUUCUCGCCAACAAGCGCGCUCAUCCCACCUUUUCGCGGCUCUUCCGCUCCAAGGGCGAGUUUCUGCUGGCGACGCGGCCGCACCGCGCGGGCGACUGGUCGCAGGCCGGCGCCAUGCUGACCAUGGCCGGCGGCCGCCCCUGGUUCUGCACGCUUCCCACCGAGGAGUACACAACGGGCGACCCGGAGGUCGACGCGCUCGUGCAGCACGACAUCAGCAAGGGCGGCGAGUGGGGGGACCGUCGCCAGGAGCUCGUCUUCAUCGGCGAGGGGCUCGACCACGAAGGCGUCGAGCGCCUGCUGGACCAGUGUCUGCUGACGGACGACGAGUUUGCCAACUGGGAGCGCGUGAUGCGCGAUCCGGCGCACGGCGAGGACCUGGAAAAGUUGAAAGAGGCCCUGCGGGAGCUCUUUGACGACGGGUUCCCAGACUGGGCUGGCGAGCCGGGCGACGAGGACGAUGAGCAUGCUGGACACAACCACAACCAUGCGCUGGGCAUGAGCGGCGUGAGAUCCAUUAGGCAAGCUUUUGAGGAGGUUUCUUGA
Molecule: messenger RNA, 1875 nt
Organism: Akanthomyces muscarius
Lineage: Eukaryota; Fungi; Ascomycota; Sordariomycetes; Hypocreales; Cordycipitaceae
Exons: 5
Coding region: 1-1875 (624 amino acids)
Source: RefSeq, a predicted model, not a curated record